AAGAUGGAGGGAAUGGGAGAUGGCCCGUUUAUUGAAUGUACACAUCUUCCAAGAUCCCGCGCCACCAGCAUAAAUGACCCUGAGCUUGACAUUGCAAAUGAAGUGGGGAACAUGGGUCAGGACAUCCCUGACCCCCAGGACUGCUUUAGCCAGCAACUCAGGGAACACCACAGAAGAAAACAGUGGAGGCUCAACUACCAGGAGGCUGCCAUCUUUUUACAGGAGGGCCACAACAAUGAUAAGUUCUACACCCACCCCCACAGCCACGAGGCUCUGCCUGCGUACCAGGUGGCCCACAACCACUGGUUCUACUGUCUGGACCUGUUUGCGGCUGUGGCCGUCAUGCUACUGGCCGCUUGUGAAAGGCCAGCUGUUCUAGGGCUUGAGAUGCCAGUUGGGGUCCAUGGAUCUAUAGAGCUGCUUUGUCUACUGAUUCUAAGUUUAGAUCUGGGUAUUCGUGUCAAGUGGCUGGGAUGGCUGGGAUUUCUCAAGCACAAGAGAACCCUUUUUAAGGCCGUCUUGACACUGCUCAUGUUGACAGAGGCUAUUGUCGUCCUGGUCAGACAGACAAAUCACUUCAGGGUGACAAGAGCUCUCAGGCCACUCUUUCUAAUACACACUCAUUACUGUCAGGGUGUGCGCAGGAUCACACGUCAAAUCAUGCAGUCCAUGCCUCCCAUCCUGGAUAUGAUUCUUCUUCUUCUUUUCUUCAUGCUGAUAUUUUCUAUUUUAGGUUUUUAUUUGUUUUCUGGAAUUAAGACUGACACUAACUUCAAGACAAUGCAGUCAAGUUUUGUUAGUCUUUUUGUUCUUCUCACAACAGCAAAUUACCCUGAUGUGAUGAUGCCUGCUUACAAUGAGUCUCGAUAUUACUGUGUAUUUUUCAUCAUUUACUUGUCCCUUGAGUUGUACUUCCUUAUGAAUCUACUCCUUGCUGUGGUGUAUGACACCUUUUCCAACCUAGAGAAGAUUAAAGUUAGAUCACUCUUCUUCCACAAACGUGAGGGUUGCAUGCAUGCUUUUAGACUGCUGGUUACACAAUCUAAUCAUUCCCUACUCUCUGUGAAACAUUUUAUUGGUAUGAUGGAAUUCUACAUGCCAAACAAAUCUAGAAAAGACUACUAUCUGAUGUUUAAAGCCCUCAACACUAGCAGAACAGGAAUGGUAACUCUGGAAGAAUUCUUCAAAAUUUAUGAAGUGACGAGGCUCAAAUGGAAACUAAAGAGUGAUUUCAGCCUGUGGUCAUCCAACUUCAAGCAUCCUUGCAACAUCAUAUUUAGAGGCUUGCACUGGUUUGCUAAGUGGAAAUAUUUUGACUAUUUUAUAUAUAUGAUCAUUGCCUGCAACUUUAUUGGGAUUCUAGUUGAGACUGUUCAGAUUUCCUCACAAGAUAUUAAUGUGAAAAAGUACAACUUCACAGCAAACUGGGUCUCCAUAUUAUUUGUUUGUAUAUAUUCCAUUGAGGCCGUGAUAAAGAUCCUUGGCAGAGGACCUCUUGAUUAUUUUACAAAAGGGUGGGAUGUGUUUGACUUUUUAGUGACUGUUGUUACAGUAGUGGGUGUGUUUGGUGAAAUAUUUGAAAACUCUUUUUAUUACGUGAUGGUGCUUCGACCAUUUCGAUUGCUCAGAUUGUUCAAAAUCAAGAAAAGAUACAGAGAUGUUUUGGGAACGCUUUUUGUUUUGUUUUCAAAGCUUUUUAGCCUGGCAAUCUGUAUCAUAAUUGUAUAUUAUUUUUACGCCAUAAUUGGGAUGGAGAUAUUCUUGGAUACUGAUCUGAAGGACUGUUGUCAGAACACGAGUGUUGAAUCAUUCUAUGCCUACAAAAAUGGCACAGUCAGUACAGGCUACUAUUACCUCAAUAAUUUUGACAACAUUUUCCUGUCUGGUGUUACCUUGUUUGAACUGACAGUUGUAAAUAAUUGGUUUAUAAUUAUGGAAGGUUACGCUAGUUCUGUCAGUCAAUGGACCAGGGUUUAUUUCAUGAGCUUUUACAUUGUCAUGAUGGUGGUGAUGAAUAUUGUGGUUGCCUUUGUAUUAGAGUCUUUCAUAUUUAGGAUUAAUUAUCGCAGGCAGAUGCACCUGGAUGACAUUGAAGAUCAUGGACUGUACAAGGAAGAGAUAUCCCUGUCCGAAUCAGAGAUGCAUAUGGUCAGUGUGAACAGCGCCCCACUAACUGGCCAGUACAUAGGUUCUCAGAGGGAUCGGGGACAUUAUGUUUUCACUGGUGAGAGACAUCGCAACAGGGAGGAUUUCAGUCUGCGCAUGUACAGCGAUGAAGUGAAGCUCUGGUCAAACCAGUUCAUGUCCAACCGCAAGGAAGCCAUCCAAGCUAUGGAUCAGAUGCGUAGCCGUCGGCGCCCAAAUUCACAAGCCCAGUCGGAGCUGGUUUUCUUGCCAGCUGACGACUCACCUUCUACAGAGAUCAUAUCAGAUGCUUAGCAGACGUGAAGGUUAAUCCCGGAGAUAAUCUCAGAUGCUUAGCAGACGUGAAGGUUAAUCCCUGAGAUCAUCUCAGAUGCCUAGUAUAAGUGAAGGUUAAUCCCGGAGAUAAUCUCAGAUGCCUAGUAUAAGUGAAGGUUAAUCCCUGAGAUCGUCUUAUAAUUGUAACAGACUUUAAUUAAACCUGUCAGAUAUUUUCACAUGCCCAGCAGAUGUGAGGUUUAACCCUGAAAUCCUUGAUGCUAGCAGAGUUACGUUAAACCUGUUAAAUAAACUCAAAAGCUUUGCAGAUUUGAAUAUUAACCUUUGAAAUCAUUUUAGAUACCAAGAUGACUCAAAAUUUAACCCUAAAAUGCACAUUAAAAGAAAAAAUUCUGAACUAUGAUGGUUUUUGUGUCCUAUACACUCUAGUUAACAUUUUUGUAGUUAUAGUUUUAAAUUUUAAACUUAAAAAUUCAGUUUUGCAUUACUUUUUACUUACCCAUUGCAAAGUUAUUAAUUUCUUACUUGCAGAUCCAAUAAGAUGGAAUAAUUAAUAAUCAA
Molecule: messenger RNA, 2982 nt
Organism: Physella acuta
Lineage: Eukaryota; Metazoa; Mollusca; Gastropoda; Physidae
Product: two pore channel protein 1
Biological process (GO): transmembrane transport; monoatomic ion transport
Cellular component (GO): endosome membrane; lysosomal membrane
Molecular function (GO): monoatomic ion channel activity; voltage-gated channel activity
Source: RefSeq, a predicted model, not a curated record